UGACAGUCAUGACAGUCUCACAAAAAAGACUAGCAAUAUAGCAUCAUACGCGUCCUUGCGCGUGUUGUUUACGACGUAUAUCGUUUAUAAUACAAGGACGUAGGAUAUUUUAUGAAUUUUUCUUAUUGAAGAGCUGCGAAUACACAUAUAAUGGCGCAAAUAGGGAACGUGACGGCAGAUCAAUUAAUCGCUGGUACCAGCGUGCUGUCGAGACCCGCUGAAGAAUUUGAAAAUGAUCCGUCUCUGGAGGCAAUGUGGGCAAUGAAAGCCAUGGAACAUGCAGAGGUUUAUUUCAAUAUUUUAUGCUCGGUUGAUCCAAAGCUUUUGAAACUGACACCUCACGACGAGCAGAUCUAUAAGACUUUUAAGGAUACCUUUCCCAGUAUGAAAGUGGAUAAAGUGGACGAAGACGAAUUGAAAUCUCUAGAGGGGAAGACAAAGUGGAGGUUCUUCUGUGAACAGUUUAAGGACAUUGUGGAGGACUAUAGUUUUGGUACAUUAUUGAGAGCAGAUUGCACCGGAGAUUAUUCGGAGCAGAACAGCAUACUAACAACCAGGAUACAGUUUUACGCUAUAGAACUCGCAAGGAACAGAGAUGGCUUCAAUGAUGGCGUAAGAGAAAGAUUCAGACCGAAAAGGACUGUAAGAAAAUAGCCAAUUUUAAUAUUACAUUAACAUUAUUGGAAACCGAUUCAGAUAUACAAUUUUUCUAUUACUUUUUUUUUAAUGUAAGAGACAAAUAAUGCGAGAGAGAAUUUUGUAAGAUAUACAUAUAAUAAAAGACAUAUAUAAUAA
This is a messenger RNA of Temnothorax curvispinosus, 795 nucleotides long. RefSeq names its product protein PBDC1. The transcript has 4 exons. Lineage: Eukaryota; Metazoa; Arthropoda; Insecta; Hymenoptera; Formicidae. Gene Ontology annotation, cellular component: cytoplasm. Bases 151 to 654 code for a protein of 167 amino acids. The record is from RefSeq and is a predicted model, not a curated record.